AGUUAAUAUUGAAUUAUGAGACCUAUACAAAGGAGACAACAUGGUUUGCAAUAUGGCAUUUAUUUGCUAUAUAUGCAAGCUUUAAAUUUUGGUAUCGAUAAAAUUCCACCAGCUACUUUAUUUACGAUCAUUGCACAAGUUUUACUUUACAUUGGCUUCAUAAAAGUUCCAUGGAAUGCAGAAGAAGUAUGUAUAUCAGCAAUAAAAAUAUUUAAAUAUCAUGAUUGGAAUUCUUUUAUAAUAUCAAAUUUUGAACAUGGUUCAGACAUGCAUUUGUACUAUAAUAUGGUAUCUUUAAUCUUGAAAGGUUCAUAUUUAGAACCUAUGUAUAAAACAAUGAAUUUUGUUAUUUUAUUAACUAUUCUUUCAUUUGGAUGUAGUACUAUGUAUAUAGGAUUAAGUUAUGUUUUAAUGCAAUUAACAGGAGAUUAUGGAUAUUAUGUACAAUGUGCUAUUGGAUUCUCUGCUAUUUUAUUUGCAUUAAAAGUAAUUGUAAUUUGUGAAGAAUAUGAUAGGAUUCAUGAUGUUGGAGGACUUAGAGUUCCUAGUAAAAUUGCUGUUUGGGUUGAAUUGAUUUUAAUUCAUCUUUUAGUUCCACAAUCUUCAUUUAUAGGACAUCUUGGGGGUAUUUUGAUUGGUUGUUUAUAUUGUUAUACUUUUAUUGGUGAAAUGAUUGAUAAUAUAAUAUAUAUUAUAACCAGUAUUCCUAUUAUACAUGAAGAACAAUUUUAUAGACGACGUAAUUCAUUAUUUAGAUAAAUUUUGAAUUAAAACAAUAAAUUGAAAAGUUUUAACUCUUCAGAUGCGGAUUCUAAAAUGUUUCAAAUGAUUUUUAUUUUAUUUCAUUUUACAAUUAUCAUGAUAUAUCUAGUUUUUAGGAUAUCUUAGCUUUCAGAAAUUAAAAUUCAAAUCUAAAAAUUUUUCAUUUUUAAAAUGUUUUUCUUUUACAUAAAAGUAAUUAACAUAUGUAAUGAAUUAAAAUAUUUAAUUUAAAAAUAUUUUAUACAAAAAAUUAAGAAAAUUAUUCGCGACUGAAAAGUUAAUAGAUAUUGUUAUAAAAAUUUUAUUAAAAAAUUUUAAAAUCUGUAAAUUUAUAGAAUUUAAAAAAAUUCUAUAAAUAUUUACAUACAUUUUUAAAUACUUAUGUAUAUUAAAAUGGUAUUAUUAUAUAAUUUUGCUUUUUAAUUACUUAUCUAUUCACAUUUUCUAAAAUAUAUAAUUAAGACAAUUAAAAUUAUUUACAAAUUAUAUACAUAUUUAUAUAUAUAUAAAAGAACUAUAAAGAUAUUUUCAAAAUUAUUUUAUAUUGUAAAUAAUAUUUAUUAUAAUGUAUAAAAUAAAUUAAUUUUUUAUUAA
Apis cerana (Asiatic honeybee) is the source of this 1356-nucleotide messenger RNA. Its product is annotated as rhomboid-related protein 4. Gene Ontology annotation, molecular function: serine-type endopeptidase activity. The record is from RefSeq and is a predicted model, not a curated record. Lineage: Eukaryota; Metazoa; Arthropoda; Insecta; Hymenoptera; Apidae. Gene Ontology annotation, cellular component: membrane.